GUUUUAAACUGCUUAGCUUGCACUAUACGCUUACUUGACUAGUCUAGUGUAGUUAUCGUUAGAAACAAAACGUCAAGUCCGUUAUAAAUGAACACAUUUCAUUUUCGUUUUUAUAUGAAGAAAUAAUGCAUAAAUUUGCUAGUCAUACCAGUAUAUUAGCCAUUGGCAGCGGUACAUUCUUGUACUGUUACCAUCAGAAAAGAAAACUGUUUAAGACUGUUGUGGCAGAUGUAUCAAAGAGUAAUGCCCCCUGUCCUUCUAAGGAGGAAUCAGAGAGCUAUGUCAAUAUACCAGUCUUGCCUGGAGAGGAAAUACCUGAAGGUCCUCUGUUGUUAUCCCUUUGUCAAGUGCAAGUUACCUUCCGUCAUGGAGCCCGCACCCCACUUCAUGUGAUACCUAAAAUUGAGGAGGCAGAAUUCGAUCCCCAGUUUAUAUCUAGAGAGCACCAGUCCACUGUAUUUCCAUAUCAGAGAGUGUCUUCCGUUACAAAUAAGCCUAUAGGCUGGUCCAAUUAUGAAAAGAAACUCACCAGUAAGCUUCUGAGGGGAGGAGCUUGUUAUGGAGCCUUGACCAGCUACGGCAAAGAUCAAAUGUACCAGUUGGGUAGAACACUGAGAGCUUGCUAUAGGGACAAACUUGCUUUGUGCAAUUACAAUCCACAGGAUGUCAUAGUGAAGUCAAGUAAUAUUAAAAGGACAGUUGAGUCAGCUGCUUGUGUUCUUGCUGGACUUUACACCAAAAAUCAAUUGCAGCAAUUUGCGGAACGAAAUGAGCCAGUGAAAAUCUUCAUUCCCAAUGAACACUACAAUAUACUGGUUCCAGACACGACCAAUUGCGAAGUGUUAAGGAAGGUGAACCAUUCAGCACUACUUCAUCCUGACUUUAUACCUGGCAUGAAGGAAGACCGUCUGAAAGUGGAGAAGCAUCUAGCUCAAAUGCGACAAAAUCUUUUAGAGUGUGUUGAACAAGUUCAGGCCAAAAUCAAUCGCUACUUUGAAUUUGAAAAUAGUCUAGAAAGAACCAGUGAAAUGAAUCAGUUCAACCAAUCCUACGAACAUGACCCUGUGUUGUAUCCACUCUUUCAAGAGAGAAACUAUGCCAUUUUGAAAAUCAACCAGUUCUGGUACAGUGUUAUGUUGCGCCAUCCAGUUCUCAAUGAGUUCUUUAAGGAAGAGGACUACAAUGUUCUGGCAUAUCUGCGUGGCAUGGAAGCUGAGGAGUUCCAAGGAAAAUUUGCUUCUGGAUACAGAAUUCAUUUUUAUUUUGACUCAAACCCUUAUUUCUACAACAAGCAUUUAUGUAAGGAGGUCAGCUACAGUGGUGAGACCAUCAGUGCCAAGAACAUCUCCAUUGCUUGGAAACCACAGGCUGAAAACAAAGAGCAGCCUUCAUGUUUCUUUGACUGGUACACACAGAAAACAACAGACAAAAAAGAUGACAUUGGCUUUGCUCUCUGUGAUAUUUAUAUCAACCCUCUAGUUAACCUUGAGCUUCCAGCAAAGUACCGAGAUAGAGGAGACUUACCACUCAACUUUGUAUUUUGUAAAGAUGACAUCACUAGCAGACUAGCUCAGGGAUGGAAACACCCUGCUGAGUUAGAGAUGUACCAGAAAAUGAUACAGAAUAAUGCCACCAAGCUUCUGUACUAUGCAAUGACUGGCCAGCAUGACUUGGAAAGGUUGACAGUGACUCGACUCUCUGCUGGUCCCUUACUGACAGAGAUGGUCAACAGUGCUGAACAAUUUAUUUCUGGAAAAUCUCAAUACAAGAUGUGCCUUUACUCAAGUCAUGACUCCACAUUGAUAGCUCUUCUGGAAGCGCUAGGCAUCUGGGAUGGCAACUGGCCACCUUUUGCUUCUGAUAUUCGACUUGAAUUACACAAGGAACUGGAUAGGGAUCAAUUCUAUGUUCGAAUCCUUUAUCAAGGAAAGGUUCAAAGGAUUCGAGGUCAAGAAGAAGAUUUUAUACACUGGACUGCCUUUAAACGAGCCAUUUCUAAAUACAUGAUCAAAGAAGAGGAGUAUGCUAAAAUAUGUGCCUCCAAUAUACUGGAAAAGAUUGCUAAAGAUAUUCUGAAGCAUGAGGAGAAGGAAGUGGUGACCAAAGAACUCCAAGAGCAAGAAGCAACUCCAGCAGGCAUGUAGACAGCCAGAAUGGACUAAAAGACUGUUGAACAUUUGAUAAAGCACCUAUAUUUAUAAAUUAUUAAUUUAGAUAUCAUUUUUAAACUGUAUUUAUUGAUCAAAAAUCUAUUUUAAAUAUGUGAUAAAUGUUGGGUCCAGUAAUUGAUAUUGUUUUAUUUUGAGGGAGAAUAAUGAUCUGAGAGUUGAAUUUGUUGGUCAAUAAAUAAUAUUGAUACAUA
Molecule: messenger RNA, 2362 nt
Organism: Biomphalaria glabrata
Lineage: Eukaryota; Metazoa; Mollusca; Gastropoda; Planorbidae
Product: lysophosphatidic acid phosphatase type 6-like
Exons: 16
Coding region: 126-2144 (672 amino acids)
Biological process (GO): nucleosome assembly; dephosphorylation
Cellular component (GO): nucleus
Molecular function (GO): phosphatase activity
Source: RefSeq, a predicted model, not a curated record